This is a messenger RNA of Caenorhabditis remanei, 1089 nucleotides long. RefSeq lists its product as uncharacterized. Gene Ontology annotation, biological process: positive regulation of response to oxidative stress. The transcript is spliced from 6 exons. The record is from RefSeq and is a predicted model, not a curated record. Gene Ontology annotation, cellular component: membrane. Bases 1 to 1089 code for a protein of 362 amino acids. NCBI's taxonomy places the organism in Eukaryota, Metazoa, Nematoda, Chromadorea, Rhabditida, Rhabditidae. Gene Ontology annotation, molecular function: chondroitin 4-sulfotransferase activity.
AUGACCCAUUCCGGAGAUCGGGAGCCAUUAUUGCGUCAGGACAGUGGCGAAUUUGAAGGUGGAAAAGAAGAGAUUUUGGAGAUGUUUGAGGCGUGUUACAUGAAUUGUUUGAAGUUCUACUAUGGUAAGAAAGAAAGAUUUAUUCCAAAAGCUGUCUUUGUGGUAAUUAGUAUAUUCUCUAUUAUUUUUGCAAUGGAUCAAUAUAAACUUUCAAUGAGAGAAAUCGAAUCGAAAGAAUGCAAUGAUCCACUUUCUGAGUGUGAGAAUAUUCCAUUCAAGGAGACACUUGUUUCUCCGUUUUACAACUAUCUUCAAGAUUUUACUGUAAGUUAUUUGAACGAGCAGGAUACUGUUAAAACCAACUGGAUUUUUUUCAGAUUAGCCCUCGAUAUGAUAUCUCUUUGUCUUCUCCCCAAAGUGAUAUCAACAGUUGGAACUGCAACCGUUUGUUACAUCGAUGAUCCAGUAAAGUUCAAGGCGGAUAACAGAUCAAUCACUACUGAAACUUACAAUGACAGAUUUUGCGAGAAAAAUGAAAUGAAGUCAUUCGAAAUGGUAAAAUAUUAUUUGAAUGAAAAUUUCGAGAACUUGAUUGUAACUAGAAAUCCAUACGAUAGAUUUAUCUCUGGUUUCACUGAGAAGUGUGUCAAUUCUCUUGAUGAAAAUUACUGUCAUGGAUGUGGAACUGAUAUGCGAUGUUUUCUUCAAAAAGAAUAUCGUCGUCUCAUGAGAAUGACCAUGCUCUUUCCAGUUUACACUGUUGCUGACACUCAUUUUGCGCCUCAAACAUGGUAUUGCGACAUGAAAAACACCCUGAAGAAUUCGACAGUUGUUCGAUUUUCCCUUCAUGGAGUGGAAAAAAUCAAAAUGAUCGAUGACAUGUUGAAGUUUUUCCGAAAGAGAGGUGUACCAGAAAGGCAAUUAGAUGAGAUAAGAAAGGAGUUGACAUUGGGAAAGAAUCAUUCCUCGACAACUGGAACUGCAUUGAGAGAGAAAUAUGAGAAACUGAUUAGAGAAGAUGAAUCGAUUCGGAGAGCACUGCAUCGAAUUUAUUAUUAUGAUUUCUUGUAUCUUGGAUACGAAAUGUAA